Molecule: messenger RNA, 1372 nt
Organism: Onthophagus taurus
Lineage: Eukaryota; Metazoa; Arthropoda; Insecta; Coleoptera; Scarabaeidae
Product: WNT inhibitory factor 1
Biological process (GO): anatomical structure development
Cellular component (GO): extracellular region; cell surface
Molecular function (GO): signaling receptor binding
Source: RefSeq, a predicted model, not a curated record
GCCUGACGAGUUUUUGUUUAUAUUAAUUUCAUAUAUUCAAGUAAGAUCGUAAAAAUGCUAAAGAUAUCAUGAAUUUAACAACGUUUGUCAGGUUGUUGACAUUGAAUCAUCUGCCAAGAAGUCUGAAAAUAAUGUAGCGAAUAUAAACGUUGAAAAUCCAAAUCGCAAAAAAAGGCCAAUACGACAAUGGCACAGUGGAGAAGUAUUUUGUUGGGUUUUUUGUGCACUAUUUGUGCGUUUGUUGAGCCCCAAUACGCAGAUAUAAGUGAUCCAAAGAACAAUGGUGACUUACAAAUGUGGAUAGAUGAAAGACAAGUAAAAUUGGUUAGCGGUAUUCCAAUGAAAAUAUAUGCCAUUAUAAAUGGCGAUGUUUCUCCGUAUAUUUUAGACCCUAAUUUUGAGAAACACUUGCCUGUUAUACCAACAGAAAUGGGUUAUGUUAAUUUUACGUGGAAAGCAGGCCCCAAAAAAUAUUACUACGAUUUUGAUCGGCUUGAAUCGUACAACGAAAACAUCUUAAAACCUCCCGUUAUUUCGAUCAAAACUAAGGGUCGGGUACCGAGAAGGGCUAAAGAAUUCAGUAUAUUUUUACCAUGUUCAGGAAACAAUUCUGGGAUUGCUACUUUUGGAAUUGGACUUCUUAUCGAGAAGGGGCGUAAGGGCCGGCCGCUAAAUGGCACUCCCUUAAGAUUAAAAUUACGAAAAGAAUGUUCGCAAAAAAGUCCCGAUCCCGAAUGCGACAAAAAAUGUGCUAACAACGGACGUUGCAAUCACGAAAAAAUUUGCCAAUGUCCAGAGGGAUACAUGGGACCUUAUUGUAGCACCGCCCUUUGUUAUCCGCAAUGUUUUAAUGGUGGAAAUUGUACAUCUCCUGGAGUGUGCAGUUGUCCACCAGGUUUUCAAGGGUUACAUUGUGAAGGAGGUAUUUGCGGGGAAAAAUGUUUAAAUGGAGGGAAAUGCGUUCAAAAAGAUACUUGCGAAUGUUCUCGAGGAUUUUUUGGGCCACAUUGCGAAUAUUCAAAAUGUAUGAUACCAUGCUUAAACGGUGGAAGAUGUCGAGGAGUGAACAUCUGCAGAUGUCCACAUGGUUUUCGCGGCAACCAUUGCGAAGUCGCUAUCGCAAAGGCGCACAGAAGCACAUGUAAUUUACCUUGCAAACGCGGAACCUGCGUAGAUAACCAAUGCAUUUGCGACCAAGGCUGGCAUGGACGUCUUUGCCAUCACAAGAAAUCUAGGGAGAUCUAAAAAAUCAUAAAGAAAUCUUUAUGGAAACGAUGGUGAUAUUGACAAUAACAAUGCUAUAUUAUAUUAUUUCGGAAUUUUUUAUAGUAUAUUAUUAUUUCUGUGCCAACUCAAUUUUAAAUUUUAUUAU